Molecule: messenger RNA, 516 nt
Organism: Coffea eugenioides
Lineage: Eukaryota; Viridiplantae; Streptophyta; Magnoliopsida; Gentianales; Rubiaceae
Exons: 1
Coding region: 1-516 (171 amino acids)
Source: RefSeq, a predicted model, not a curated record
AUGAAAAUUAGUCGAAGUGGACCAUCAAUCAAUCACAUUUUCUUUGUAGAUGAUUCCCUGAUUUUCUGCAAAGCUGAUACAAAUCAAGCUGAAGAGGUGCUGAGGAUAUUGGAAACAUCUGAAAAAGAUUCAGGACAAAUGAUAAACAUGGAAAAGUCUUCAGUUUUCUUUAGCAAGAAUGUGGCACAGGAAGAUCAAAAAGAAAUUUGCAACAGACUAGGAAAUUUAAAAAUGGUGCAUCAAGGAAAAUAUUUGGGGUUGCCAAUGGUCAUAACCAGAACCAAGGAACAAAUCUUUGGAUAUAUCAGAGACAAGUGCCAGAAAACUAUCUCUAAUUGGUGCAACAAGAAGCUUAGCCAAGCAGGAAAAGAGGUGUUACUGAAAGCAAUUAUCAUGGCUAUGCCAACCUAUGCAAUGUCCUGUUUCAAGCUUCUAGUGAAGUUGUGUAAGGAUAUACAUGCCUUAAUGGCAAGAUUCUGGUGGGGAGGGGAUAAUGAAAAAAGGAAAGUUCACUGA